GGCCUCUUCAAUUUUUUUAGAUCUUGAUCACGUGAUCUGAUCUGUCGUGGUCAUGGAUGUAUGCAUCCUGAAGUUCGUGAUUUGCUUUUGAGUUCCCAUUUCGGUUGAAUUUUUUUCCUGUUGCUUACAUUACCUUACAAACUAUUUGAGUUCCCAUUUCUUAUUUAUUUGGCCUGUUAAAUACACACAAGUUGAGUGCUAUGAGAGGUUGGAGGCUCACUAGUCAGGGCUGAAUUUUUUUCCUGUUGCUUACAUUACCUUACAAACUAAAAUUGUUCUUAUUCAGCCAUCGUGUUCUUUUUUUCUCCCUUUUGCUUUUGGGGACAAAAGAGCAGCAUCUAGACCAGUACCACUGGAUCCUAAAAAUGGCUAAUCUUCUACAUACAUUUUUUUAGGGAAAUGAUGUUCUACAUGUGAACUCGUCAUGCCAUUUUGCAACAUAUUUGCCUAUCUACCAUUAUAAUUUGGGAAAAUAGCUGAAUUCUUAGGGUUAUUUCCCUCAUACAGUCACACUUGCCUAGUCAGGGUGUUUAAGAGCGUUUGCAUGGAUUAGAUACCUCUAACAGCUUCGUCUCAAUUAAAAUGGUAGGAAAGGUCACAGGAUGGACAAAUCUCAUGCAGUAUGCCAGCAGUGCGCUGCACAACAUUAUUGGCACCACAUGGAUGAUCAGAAGCGUUUUUUCAAGAUUAUGAUUGGUGAUUUCAAAAAUGGAGUGGCCAUACCAAAAAAGUUUGUGACCAAUGUCAGAAGGUGGAUCUCUGAAGAAGUCAUACUAGAAGUGCCGAAUGGUAAAACAUGGUGUGAAGGUUACCAAGGAACAGAAUGAUCUAGUCAUUGGAUAUGGAUGGGCAACUUUUGCCAGUGCUUAUGAUCUUAAACUGGGAGAGACGUCUUGGUGUUUGCUUAUAGUGGGCACUCCCAGUUCAAAGUUCGAAUCUUUGGUCCAAGUGGUUGUGAGAAAGAGGUGUCCUGUGUUCUGAUGGAUGGCACUCUGUGUGUGCAAGAAAGGAGUGUUUCUCAGGGUAAUCAUAUGCAGUCACCAACGAGGGAAAGGUUGGCAAAGCAUUGCAUUACUAGCUCUAGCCAGAGCAGGAAGCCUUCAAAGACAAGUCUAACAGACUCCUUCACAGAAAACAACUGAAAGUGUCUCAUCUUCUGAAGGCAUUCAGGAACCCAUGAAUUCAGGUGGCUUCCAGAAGUCAAUCAAGUCGUGCAUUGUCUUACCAACAGGGUGCAAUAUGACGAGCGAGCAGAAAGCUAAAGUUAUUUCCCUUCAGCAGAAAAUUCAACCUAAAAACCCAUUUUACAUCACAGCCAUGGAUAAGACAAGUGUGGCUGGUGGAUUUCUGGAAGGUGAUAUCUGCAUAUUUCAACCAUCGAGGAGCAGGAAUGGAGUGGUAUUGAUAUUUCAUCCUCUUGAAGAAAGCCGCUGCCCACAGCCACCAGGAUAUGUCCCUUACGCCAGGAGCCCUAGGCAUGGAGUUCCUAUGCCUCCAUACAUGUUACCGCGAUUCACCUCUCUAAAUGAUCAGCAGAAGAGUAAAGUAGACCAGGAAGUUCGAGCUAUUCAGUCUGAGAUCCCCAUUUGUGUCAUCGUCAUGCAGAAUAGCAACAUUACCUGCAGGUCGUGCAUUCUGCAAUUCGGUUCGGAGUAUGCAAGAUGUAACCAGGCUAUGAGGCUUCGGCUUCCCAACAAGGACCAUACAUGGGAAGCUGCACUCAAGGGUAGAAGACAUGCCCUUGGUCGAGGCUGGAGGCAAUUUGUGGAAGACAACAGACUGAAACUAGGCGACAUCUGCCACUUUCGGCUGAUUAAAGACAAGAAGCAGAUUACGAUGAUCGUCCACAUCAUUCGGAAAACAGCAGUGUAGUUGAUCGGCAGCAAACCUAGCUGUUCAUGCUGAUGCUUUUUGUGAAAAAAAUGGCAGUGCUUAGAAAUGCCCAUUCACUGUGGCUAAGCUUAUCCUAGUUUCCAUGCUGACUCAUAAGUUACUGGUGUUUCAGUCUCCUGCAUGAAACUCUGAAUCUGAUGAACUUUCGAGGACCCAUUUUAUCCCAAUAUGUUGCUUAUUUAUGGCAUAUUAAGAUGAGAUAUUAUUUUUAAACAGUACAGUCAGUAGUACUAGCAUAGAACAAGCUGUAUAUGCAUUUGUAAACAAAAAGAAUACUAUCAACGUUUG
Messenger RNA from Phragmites australis (common reed), 2181 nucleotides. RefSeq names its product B3 domain-containing protein LOC_Os12g40080-like. The record is from RefSeq and is a predicted model, not a curated record. The coding region runs from base 1177 to 1872 and encodes 231 amino acids. Gene Ontology annotation, molecular function: DNA binding. Lineage: Eukaryota; Viridiplantae; Streptophyta; Magnoliopsida; Poales; Poaceae. The transcript has 6 exons.